AUGAGCGAAACUAUCAAAGUUGGCGCUGUGCAAGCUGAGCCUGCUUGGCUCAACCUGCCAGAAUCCGUAAAGAAGGUCACCUCGCUUGUUGAGCAAGCCGGAAAAGAUGGUGUCAAUGUCUUGGGUUUCCCUGAGCUAUUUGUGCCUGGAUAUCCAUGGAGCAUCUGGACUGAGCCGUACCUUGAUAAUACUGGCAUGUUUCACGAGUACAUGGCCAAUUCGCUUGUGAAAGAUUCUCCUGAGAUGGCUCAAAUCUGCGAAGCUGUUAAGAAGGCCGGCAUUUUUAUCGUCUUGGGCUACUCUGAGCGAGACGGCGAUAGCUUGUACAUUGCUCAAUCCUUCAUCAGUCCCGAAGGGAAAAUUGUCCUCCAUCGCCGGAAGAUCAAGCCGACCGGCGUAGAGCGCGCCAUUUGGGGUGAUGGAGAUGGCCUGGUGAAUGUGAUCGAUAGCCCCUUUGGCAAAAUUGGUGGUCUCAAUUGCUGGGAGCAUUUCCAGCCCCUGCUGCGAUACCACGAAUACAGUCAGGGAGUUGAUAUCCAUAUCGCAGGAUGGCCACCGUUUUUUGGUAGACCGGAAAACAUCCCCAUCCUUUAUACUACAACUGGCGAAGGAGAUCGUCUCGCCUGUCAGUUCAUGGCUAUGGAGGGAGCCUGUUUUGUGGUGGUUAGCACGCAAGUGAUGGGCGAAAAAGGAAGGGAGAAGUUGAAGUUGGUUGGCAGUCCCCAUAUGACUUCAGGUGGAGGUUUCGCCAUGAUCUUCGGACCUGAUGGUACGCCGCUGGUCGAUCCAUUGGAUCCUGGAGAAGAGGGUAUCCUCACUGCGGAGAUUCAGCUGAGCACCAUUGACUAUGCCAAGCAGAUGCUUGAUGUCGUUGGACAUUAUUCCCGGCCGGAUCUUUUGAGUCUCAACGUCAACCUGAAAGGGGCCAAGCCCGUUCGAUAUACAUGA
Trichoderma aggressivum f. europaeum is the source of this 948-nucleotide messenger RNA. RefSeq lists its product as uncharacterized. The record is from RefSeq and is a predicted model, not a curated record. The transcript is spliced from 2 exons. Gene Ontology annotation, molecular function: catalytic activity. NCBI's taxonomy places the organism in Eukaryota, Fungi, Ascomycota, Sordariomycetes, Hypocreales, Hypocreaceae. Bases 1 to 948 code for a protein of 315 amino acids.